Messenger RNA from Penicillium vulpinum, 1038 nucleotides. RefSeq lists its product as uncharacterized. The transcript is spliced from 5 exons. The record is from RefSeq and is a predicted model, not a curated record. Lineage: Eukaryota; Fungi; Ascomycota; Eurotiomycetes; Eurotiales; Aspergillaceae. The coding region runs from base 1 to 1038 and encodes 345 amino acids.
AUGAAUUCCACCCUGAUCAUUCUUUGGAUCUUUACUUGGGUGGCAAUCGGCUUGAUUGUUCUUCGGCUGCUAUUGCGGAAGCUAAAAGGACAUCAGUUCUCCCUUGGGGAUUAUUUUUCCAUGGGAGCAAUGCUCUGUGCACUCGUACGCCUCGCCUUGGUCCAUGUUAUUCUCAUCUGGGGAACCAACAAUAUGUCUACUAAGCUCAGACAUACGCACCAUUUCACUCCGGUUGAGAUCCGUCACAGAGAGAUCGCGAGCAAAUUUGUGCUCGCCAAUAGAGUGUUCUAUACUUCCUAUCUCUGGUUGCAAAAAUCCGUUCUGCUUGAUACAUACCGCAGACUGCUCACACACCUUCGCUGGGAGAAGCCCACAAUGAUCUCGUAUAUUGGUAUAUUCGCAGCAACGUAUGUUGCCGUACAGACUGUGACUUUUACUGAGUGCGAUCCAUUCAAUCAUUACUGGAUCGUGUUGCCGGAUCCUGGCAAAUGCUGUCAGGCACAGCUCCAAUUGAUCGUCCUCGUUUUCUCAGGUGUCCUCAAUGUCGUCACUGAUGUUAUGCUUAUUGCCUUGCCGAUUCCAAUUCUGGUUAUGGUUAAACGAUCCAAUGUUGAGAAACUACAACUAGCGAUCCUCUUCGCCGUCGGUCUCUUCAUCGUCGCAAUCACCAUCGCUAGAUUACCUCAAAACGUUAAGAAUUACUCUGCACAAGUGAACAGAACGACUUGGGCAUCCGUUGAGUUACUCGCUGCUGCUAUCGUCGCCAACGCUCCCGUUCUGUACGGACUCCUCAAGGGACAGAGGCAAAAGUCCAAAGAAGCCGCAUCAGGAGCCAGAUCACCGCGGCAGGGUCUUCAAAAAAGAUCGGAAAAUGCGCCCAAUUUCGAAAUGCGAGGGGCCCGUCGCAAUAAGAGAGGGUCCGAUCUCGGCUCAAUUAUAUCAUCCAGGAAUUCUAGGAAUUACUUAGGGGCGCAUGGCGAGAGUAGUCAUUCGCUAACUCGAAGCCUAGACUUGUCUGAGGAAAGAACUCCAAGUUAA